AUGGCACAAGACCGGUGCUUGGUUUUAGCGAGAGAACAAAGUAAAAUUGAAGAGAUGUUAGAUGAACAAAAACGAAUGAUGCAAAAACGAACUAACCAAGAUAAACCUAAAUAUAAUUACAAAGAAAAAUUUCAACACCUUGUUGGAUUGGAAGCAGCUGAGCAAGCAGCAAGAAAAACAGAAACUAAUAAAUCUUACGGAUUUGUGCCUAGUGAAAAUAAAAAAGAUUUAAGAUCAAUUGAGCAAACACUAGCAGACAUUCGUGAAAAAAAACGAAUGAAAAUGGAAAAUGAAAAUUCUCAAAGCCAAUCAUUGAAAACUGAUUGAUGUAUAAGUUUAUUUUUUAUGAUAGUUAUUAGCUAGUGUUUAUUUUUUCUAUUUAAAAUAGA
This is a messenger RNA of Sipha flava (yellow sugarcane aphid), 389 nucleotides long. Its product is annotated as sperm-associated antigen 7-like. NCBI's taxonomy places the organism in Eukaryota, Metazoa, Arthropoda, Insecta, Hemiptera, Aphididae. The transcript has 3 exons. The record is from RefSeq and is a predicted model, not a curated record. Bases 1 to 327 code for a protein of 108 amino acids.